GUCCCUUUAACUCAAGUCACAUGGAAACCACUGGCCGGUUCUGCUCCGCGUGCUGGUGUUGGAGCGCUCACGGACCAGGCCGAACUGGAGGCUCCGAUUUGACCGCCUCUGCGCGUCCGCCUGACAACUUCGUCCUCACACGACUUUUUAAAACUUAAUUUCACGAGAGAGUAAAAAAAAGUCGACAGCAAGUCUUUAAACCGGACCAGAGAGACUGUGUUUACAUAUUUGACAGGCGCGGCAUACUCACGUUGUGAGCUCGUCAUCUUUUCCGCUUUAUUAGAAAUAUCAACGGUUACCGAGGGAUUUACAGAAGGUGACAGCUCUGAACUAUGGAGAUGACACAGGAACUUGAGCAGAUCCUUUUACAGCUGGCACAGCCUGACAACGCUGUCAUUCAGCAGGUGACAGCUAAGCUGAAGCAGGCUUUCAAAGACCCAGCCAUUAUACCGGCUCUGUGUGCUGUCAUGAGCGGCUCUCAAAACCCUCAGAUUCGUCAGUCGGCUGCUGUUAUGCUGAGGUUGAGAGUGAAGAAACACUGGAAGAAGAUCAGCCCUAACGACAGAGAGAGCCUCAAGGCAGUGGUGUUGCAGGCCUUCAUGCAGGAAACAGAACACACAGUGCAGCAUGCUCUGUCCCAACUGUGCGCGGUUAUGGUUAAACAUGAGACGCCGGACCGCUGGCCUGCCCUGCUGCAGCUUCUCAAUCAAGCCACCAAGAGCAGCAACCCUCAUGACAGACAGGUUGGCCUCCUGCUGCUAAAUAAGGUGAUGGAGUCCAACCCUGAGCCUUUCAAGCCUCACUACUCCCAGCUACUGCAGCUGUUUAGUGUUGUGCUGCAGGACCUCAGCAACCCAACAUCCCUGUACUACUGCAUCCUCACUCUUACAGCCAUAACUGCGUUCACCGGCAAUGAAGAGAUGAACCAGAUGCGCUCUAUCGUCCCAAGUCUGAUUGUUGCUCUGAAACAUCUUAUCAAGGCUGAUGAGGUCCAAGCCAGCGAGGCCAUGGAAGUGUUAAAUGAGCUCAUAGAGAGCGAGGUGUCCAUUGUUGUCCCUCACAUUGCUGACAUCGUCCGUUUCUGCUUGGAGGUGGGCGGCGACACCACACUGAGUGACUCUUUGCGAGUCAAAGCACUUUUUUGCAUCGCGUGCCUCAUCAAGUUGAAGAGCAAGACCGUGCUGAAGCAGAAGCUCCUGAAUCCCAUCCUGCAUGCCAUUUUCCCUCUGCUGACGGCGUCCCCUCCACCCGGUGAGCAGGACCCUGAGGAUGUUGAGGAUGACAAAGAAGAUGGCACAGACGACGAAAACCCCAAACACGCUGCCGCUCAGAUUAUUGACACCAUGGCUCUACACAUGCCUCCAGAGAAACUGUUCCAACAACUAAUGCCCCUUACUCAGACAUGCCUCGCCAGUGAUAACCCCUAUCAGAGGAAAGGUGGUCUCAUGUGUCUCGCUGUACUGGCUGAAGGAUGUGCAGACCACAUACGCACCAAGAUGAUGUCAUCAGUGCUGCAGACAGUGUGCCAGAGUCUUUCUGACAGUAAUCAGGUUGUGCGCAGUGCCGGCCUGUUUGCCCUCGGACAAUUCUCUGAACAUUUACAGCCUGAAGUGAGUACAUACUGUGCAGAGUUGAUGCCUUUGUUGCUGGGCUACCUUUCAUCCUUAAACAAUGCCAAAGUCGGCCACGUCACUAAAGCCUUCUACGCUUUGGAGAAUUUCAUGGAAAACUUAGGAGCUGACAUUGAGCCCUACCUGCCCACCCUGAUGGACACUAUGUUGUCUGCUCUCAACAACACUGACAGCCUCAAGAUUAAAGAGCUCGCUGUAUCAGCCAUAGGUGCCAUAGCCAAUGCUGCCAAGGAGUUGCUGGUUCCCUACUUCCCACCAGUUAUUGAAAGCCUGAAGGGCUUCCUGACUGCCACCACAGAGGAAAUGAGGUCUCUGCAAACUCAGUCUUUGGAUACUCUCUCUGUGCUGGCCCGCACCAUUGGCAAAGAUUUCUUCAGUCCUCUUGCGGCAGAGUGUGUUCAGCUGGGCCUCAACCUCACCGAUACCAUCGAUGACCCUGACCUGAGGCGCUGCACGUACAGCCUGUAUUCUGCUGUAUCCACAGUGAGCCCCGACUGCGUGACUCCUCACCUCACUGCCAUCACAACUGUCAUGCUGCUGGCCCUGAAGUCCAACGAAGGCAUCACGGCUCACCUCGAGGAGGACAAGACGUUUGUCCUGCUGGACGACGACGACGACGACGACAACGACGAAAAAGAGGCAGAUGAUUUUUUGGAAGACGAGCCAGAGACGGACGUCCUUGAUGUUGCGGGGUUCAGUGUAGAAAAUGCCUAUAUUGAUGAGAAGGAGGAUGCCUGCGAUGCACUGGGAGAGAUUGCCUUCAGCACUGGUGCUGCCUUCCAGCCCUUCCUGGAGUCCAGCUUCCAGCAGGUUUACGAGAUGAGAGAUUUUCCCCACGAGGACGUUCGCAGGGCAGCGUUCGGAGCCAUGGGCCAGUUUUGUCGAGCGCAGCACAAAGUGUGGAAGGAGAAUCCCAUCGAGGCCAACCACCAGGCCCUGUUGAAGCUGCUGGAUGUGGUGCUUCCUUGCUUUGUGGAAGCAGUGCGCACAGAGAAAGAGCGCCUGGUUGUAAUGGGUGUCCUGGAAACUAUGAACAAUGUCAUUAAAACCUGCAAAGAGGAGGUUUUCAGAAACCCUUCACGCCUUCAAGAGAUCAGCCACGUCAUCCGUGAUGUGCUCAAGAAAAAGACCAUUUGUCAGGAUGCUGGUGGCGAUGAAGAUGAUGAUGAACAACAGGCAGAGUACGAUGGCAUGCUUCAGGAGUUUGCCGGAGAGGGAAUCCCCUUGGUGGCCUCUUCUGUUUCUGCAGACAAAUUCUCCCCUUUCCUCAAUGAUUUGCUGCCACUCCUCAUGAGCAAGACUAAAUCCUCAUGCACGGUGGCCGAGCGAUCCUUCUCUGUGGGCACCAUUGGAGAAAUCCUUCAAGCCCUGGUCAGCGUGUCCGGAGGGCGGGGAUUGGCAGGACGGCUGUCCAAUCGUUUGCUUCCCGUGCUGGUAGCUGGAGUGAAGGACAGUGAUGCUGAGGUUCGCAACAACAGUGUAUUCGGACUGGGAUGUUUGGCCCAGGCAGCCGGACCCAUCAUUGUGUCUGACUAUCCCAUGAUGCUCUCAGUGUUUUCCAACCUGCUGUCCAAGGAAUCGAACCUCAGGGUGAUUGACAACCUCUGUGGUGCCCUCUGCAGGAUGAUCCUGAGCAACGUGGAAGCCAUGCCCCUGGAGCAGGUUGUGCCUGCUCUGGUGGCCCGUCUGCCACUCAAAGAGGACAUGGAAGAGAAUAAGACAGUGUUCAGUUGUCUGGCUAUGCUCUACACACACAGUCCUGCUCUGGUUGUGAAGUUAAUGAAACCAAUAGUUGCCGCUUCCAGUCACGUGGUUGGCCACAAAGACGUCGAUAAUGAAACCCAGAAGAUUUUGGGUGCGAUGAUAAAAGAAUUUGCCCAGAAACACAGCGCAGAAUUCCAAGCAGCUGUGAAGCCACUUCCUGCAGAGCAGCAGGCCAAACUCAGCACAGCCAUCGCCGCCUCAUAGCCCACCCUGCUUUUUAUACUGUAGGUGGAAAAUGGGAUAAUUCUGUGUGACGUUUCCUCCAUAUGACUUCAAUUCAGCACUCGAACCAUUCUACUAAAGUUAUUAUUACAUUCA
Molecule: messenger RNA, 3713 nt
Organism: Mugil cephalus (flathead mullet)
Lineage: Eukaryota; Metazoa; Chordata; Actinopteri; Mugiliformes; Mugilidae
Gene: ipo4
Product: importin 4
Exons: 30
Coding region: 333-3599 (1088 amino acids)
Biological process (GO): protein import into nucleus
Cellular component (GO): nucleus; cytoplasm
Molecular function (GO): nuclear import signal receptor activity; small GTPase binding
Source: RefSeq, a predicted model, not a curated record